This is a messenger RNA of Ceratitis capitata (Mediterranean fruit fly), 1668 nucleotides long. RefSeq lists its product as uncharacterized. The transcript has 3 exons. Gene Ontology annotation, cellular component: extracellular matrix. The coding region runs from base 235 to 1542 and encodes 435 amino acids. The record is from RefSeq and is a predicted model, not a curated record. NCBI's taxonomy places the organism in Eukaryota, Metazoa, Arthropoda, Insecta, Diptera, Tephritidae.
UCACAUGCUGGAAAACGUUGGAAAGCACGACGCAAAGACAAUUGGUUUAAUCAGCGGCAUGUGUAUUUGAAUAAAUAAAGAAAACGUGGUUUAAGAAAAGGCAUAAAUAAAUAAUAACAAACAUACAUAUAUGUAUGAAUGUAUUUACUGUGCACGUGCGCAAAGUGUUAAUUAACAAACAUAUUGAGAAUCGAAGUGUUUUUGAAAACAUAAUUUGAGCACUGCUUAGCCGAUAUGAAGAUUGUGAGUGCUCACAUAUUAUGUAUAACUUUAGUGACGUUAAUAAAUUGUUUAUCUGCCGCCAAUGUUGAUUCUGCCAAAAAAGAAGAUAGCAAUGAGACUGAUGACGAUGACGGAAUGAUGAAAUAUGCGCCAGAAUAUCAACAUCCCGAAUAUGCAUUUAGCUACGGCGUAAAAGAUCUACAUACCGGCGACGUUAAAUCGCAAUGGGAAUCACGUGAGGGCGACUCAAUAAAGGGUCACUACAGUAUACUAGAACCAGACGGUUCGAUACGUACCGUUCAUUAUACGGCAGAUGCGAAGAAUGGCUUCAAUGCCAUUGUGAAGACCGUUGGCGCCAACUCUCAUCCCGUCACCGAUUCACCGCACGGAGAAAAUGGCAUCAAUGAUGACACAUCACAAUCGAAAAUCAAUCACUAUAGCAAAGAUCAAGAGCACAUAGUAUUAAGUUCGGAUAUUAAGCAACUGAAGAAGCCAAUUGAAGAUCUCACACAUGCACACCCCAAAAUACCCAGUUUGAUUGAAUUCAAGCCACAUGCACGCAUCAAGCAAGUGCCCAUGGAAAUUGAGCCGGGCAUGCGUGAGAGAUUGCAAAGUGCCCGUGAUGAGUAUUAUCAAAAGCAAAAUCCCAUACAAAUAGUUAAUCCCACUAAGGAAUCUUACGGCAAUCAGGAGAGUGAGUGGAAGGCGCUUGUACUGAAUCAGAAUCAGAACUCGGAGUAUAAACCAUUACAUAAUAUUAAUAUUAUCAAUCAUAAUAAGAAUAAUUAUCAUAAUGCUGAAAAUUUCAUAGCGACAAAGCAGUCCAUCGCCAAUAUCGCGCAAAACGCACAUAAUGUUGCCGGUGGUGGAGGAGGUGGUGGUGGUGGUGUUGGUGGUGGUGUGGCUGGUGUUGUCGCAGGCAAUGGUGGUUUACACACCGAUUUCAUUGCCUCUGUGCCAUUGCACCAACGUCAGCAUGCCUCCUACAUCGAUCCGAGCAUAAAUAAUAUAGCGCCUGGCAAGAAAUUCAACUUCAAUCCUCCGAAUCACAAACAUUACCCGGUGCCUACACAAUACAAAUAUCAAGCGAAUUUCAAAGCACCACCGCCACAAGCUCGCCCUGAAUACGGUAAUUACUUUCAACGUAAAACCAAGAAAUUCAAUCAUAAGGACUCUCCUGGACCAGUGGUCUUCCCUAACCACGUUGGUGACGCACAAAAUGCCGCUUCCGCGCAAAUGAUUCAGUCAAUGGUGCGUCUGGAUCGUAAGCACAUAACACCCAUGUAUGCUAACCGUCAUCAACGUUAUCGUACAAUUUAAGUAUUCUUAAAGAACUUCUUAUCAGUAAUGCAAUAUUUCAAGAGUGGAUGCGCGUGCUUAAACUGAAUUUUUGGUUAUGUGAGGAGGUUAAAUGUACAAUUUGUUUAUUUAUUUUAUAUUAUUCUA